GUGGUUCUGCGGCUCAGCUUUGAAUACUGUCGCACGUCGGAGUUUUAGGCAGUCUAUAAAUGUAAUUCUUAACUGAAAUUUAAAAGCGUUAUUAAUUUAUUCCCUGGGUGUUUAGGUUGAUUUAGAAAGAACCGCAUUUUAGUGUUGCAACGAUCAGUUUACAGCUUUCGUAGCAAAAGUGUAACGAUUGACUGUUGACGCGCCUCAGUUCUACUUCUGACUUCUUGGCAAAGUUGUGUGUUCACACGACACAUGGUGUUAAAGCUAAAUUAUAGUUUAUAAAAUGUCGACUUUCUCUGAAAAUGGUAAACACAAAGGCGGCUAUUCGAACUGCACACAAGAAGAGGAUGAGGAGCAUCCUAGGCUGCUGAUCCCUGAGCUCUGCAGACUCUUCUAUCAGCUUGGAUGGGUGACGGGGACAGGCGGAGGAAUAAGUAUGCGGCGUGGACAUGAAAUCUACAUCGCCCCCUCAGGAGUCCAGAAGGAGAGGAUACAGCCAGAGGAUAUCUUUGUUUGUGACAUAGAGGAGCGGGACCUGUCGGUUCCACCUCCCAGCAAGAAGCUGACGAAGAGCCAGUGCACCCCUCUAUUCAUGAACGCGUACACCAUGAGAGAGGCUCAAGCAGUGAUACACACGCAUUCCAAGGCCGCAGUGAUGGCAACGCUGCUGUUCCCCGGCAAGGAGUUCCGCAUCACCCACCAGGAGAUGAUCAAGGGAAUCCGAAAGGGGAACUCUGGCACAAACUACAGGUAUGAUGAGACUCUGGUGGUGCCCAUCAUUGAGAAUACUCCAGAGGAACGGGACCUCAAGGGGCGGAUGGCUGAGGCUUUGAUGGAAUACCCAGACACCUGUGCAGUCCUAGUCCGCCGACAUGGGGUGUAUGUCUGGGGGGAAACCUGGGAAAAGGCAAAGGCUAUGUGUGAGUGCUACGAUUAUUUAUUUGACAUCGCAGUGCAGAUGAAGCGGUGUGGUCUGGAUCCUGCUGCUUUUCCGACAGAAGACAAAGGCAUCUGCUGAUGAGCACCAGUUUUUUUUUUUUUUUAAAAAAUAUCUGUAUGUACCAGAUCGAGGCUAUGAUUUUCAGCAGAGUAUAAUUAUAAAGAACAAGGUUCCUGGUUUUGCAUAACUGUGUUGUAGCAGACACCUCAGAAAAUGGAUAUGUCCUCAUUGUUUAACUCAAGAUUUACAUCACAGGCAAGGGGAUCCUGUUUUCUGACUGUUCUGUGAAUGUUGUGCAGUUACUGAUUACUGAAUAAAUUUUACUGUUAGAUUAAACUUACUGAGAAACAGUGAUGAUUUGCAUGUACAAGAUGGAACUUGCCACUAAUGACCCGUGGAGCCUUCAGUGCUUGAGACAUUGUGACUUAUGGAUGUAACAUUUAUUAUGUUUCUUUGUCUUACUGAGUCUUCAGUAAAUGUUCACUUGUAAAAAAAAAAAAAAAAUAUUUAACUUAAAUGUUUUAUUAAAAUAUGAUUUUCUUUUAAAAAGUGCCUAAAUUGCUGGAGUGUAGGAUAAAACUAGACCUCCUGGAGGAAUUUCACAGGAUGCAGCAGGAAACAGAAAGUGCCACACAGAUGGGCCUGUAUUCAAUUUCAAAACCUUG
Scleropages formosus (Asian bonytongue) is the source of this 1605-nucleotide messenger RNA. It is a transcript of the gene apip, whose product is annotated as APAF1 interacting protein. The transcript is spliced from 7 exons. Gene Ontology annotation, molecular function: metal ion binding; methylthioribulose 1-phosphate dehydratase activity. The record is from RefSeq and is a predicted model, not a curated record. Gene Ontology annotation, cellular component: cytoplasm. The coding region runs from base 284 to 1018 and encodes 244 amino acids. NCBI's taxonomy places the organism in Eukaryota, Metazoa, Chordata, Actinopteri, Osteoglossiformes, Osteoglossidae.